AUGCGGAUCUUAAACUGUGCUGGCAAAGCAAUUUCCCUGGCGUUCCUGCUCUUCGUGUUCGCCCUCCCUGCAUACAGUCGAACAUCCAAGAUAGUAGACCUGGGAUAUGCCCGAUACCAGGGAACUGCGCUCACCGGGGUCCACCAGUUUCUGGGAAUGCGCUAUGCAGAACCCCCCAUAGGCGAGCUGAGAUGGAGGGCUCCUCGAGAUCCAAGUCCCAUACCGGGCAUCCAGCGCGCAGACACCCUCCCCCCUAUCUGCAUUGGUCUGGGCGAGACCGAGACUGCAAACAAGACAGAAGACUGCCUGUUCGUCAACGUGUUCGCCCCGUCCAACGCAACGCCAGCAUCCAACCUUCCAGUCUGGGUGUACAUCCAGGGCGGCGGAUUCGUGACGAAUGCCAAUGCAAACUACAACGGAUCAGACCUCGUGGUGAAGUCCGAUUCCAGCAUCAUCCUGGUCAAUUUCAACUACCGCGUCGGGCCUCUGGGCUUUCUCGCCGGGGCGGAAGUGCGCGGAAACGGCGACGUGAACGUUGGCCUGCUGGAUCAGCGCAAGCUGCUACACUGGGUCCAAAAGUAUAUUCAUCUAUUUGGGGGCGAUCCUGGACAUGUGGUGAUCCACGGCGCCUCUGCAGGGGGCACGUCAGUCACACACCACCUGGCUGCCCACGACGGGCGCGACGAAGGGCUCUUCGUAGGCGCAAUUGGGGAGUCGAUCGCCUGGACGCGUUCCUUGACGAUCAGCGAGUCAGAUCCCAAUUUCGCGCGACUCGCGGCGCACCUCAACUGUACCGGGGUGAGCCGGAUGCACUGCCUACGAUCGCUGGACGCCAGCACCAUCCAGACACUCGGAAACACUCCGAACGAGCAAGUCAUGGCACUGGAGAGCCAGCUGCUCUUCCAGCCAGUCAUCGACGGUGACCUCUUCACGGCCCCGCUGUACCAUCUCUUCGCGCAGGGCAAGUUCCUGGACGUGCCGUUGAUAGCAGGCUGCGACACCAACGAGGGCAGUCUCUUUGCGCCCAACGCCUCGCAUCGAAGCGACGUUUCCAGUUUCCUGCAAAGCUGGUCCCCACAGCUGCAUGGCCCCCAAGUCCAGCAUCUCGUUGAUCUGUAUCCCCCAGCUGAGUUUGCGCCAGUGCCAGGGCGCGCGCGGUACUUUCCGCCAGCGUCGCAGAUCUUCGCUGACGGGGUCUUUCUCUGUCCCACCGCGUGGAUCGCCAGCCGUCGUCGUAUCCAACGGGUGUGGAACUAUCGUUACAAUGUCCGCGAUCAUGUCGCUGUCGCUGCAGGGCUGGGGGUGCCGCAUACCUUUGAGACUGAGGCGAUAUUUGGCCCGGGCCAGGCAGAGAGCAUCAGGCCUGGGUUUCUGGGAGCUGGGGCCUCGUACAGCACGUACAAUGCCGCAGUGGUGCCGCUGUUACAGAAUUACUUAACUAGCUUUGUGAAGGAUCUAGAUCCGAAUUCCUUUCGUUCGUCAGGAUCGCCGUUUUGGGCGCCAUUCACACCAGACAGCGUAGUUCGCUUGAAGAUCCAGACGAACCGCACUGCCAUGGAGGUCAUGCCUCACGAUCUACAGGAAAGAUGCGAUGUUUGGUAUAGUCUUGAGGGUAUACAGAAAAGUAGUUGA
This is a messenger RNA of Aspergillus versicolor CBS 583.65, 1632 nucleotides long. RefSeq lists its product as uncharacterized. The record is from RefSeq and is a predicted model, not a curated record. Lineage: Eukaryota; Fungi; Ascomycota; Eurotiomycetes; Eurotiales; Aspergillaceae. The coding region runs from base 1 to 1632 and encodes 543 amino acids. The transcript is spliced from 3 exons.